Molecule: messenger RNA, 3403 nt
Organism: Mizuhopecten yessoensis (Yesso scallop)
Lineage: Eukaryota; Metazoa; Mollusca; Bivalvia; Pectinida; Pectinidae
Product: zinc finger protein 76-like
Exons: 14
Coding region: 328-2508 (726 amino acids)
Biological process (GO): central nervous system development; regulation of transcription by RNA polymerase II
Cellular component (GO): PcG protein complex; nucleus; transcription regulator complex
Molecular function (GO): DNA-binding transcription factor activity, RNA polymerase II-specific; RNA polymerase II cis-regulatory region sequence-specific DNA binding
Source: RefSeq, a predicted model, not a curated record
UGUUGGGAUUGAUGAAAUUAGAGCAUCAGCUAUCAUGUGGUCUAUAAAACUGUUUUAAAUUUUGGUCUUAUUGCGAUUUAAAACACGAAAACCUAGUAAACGGUCGUGUUCAGGAAACAUUCAAGAUGGAGACUUCCUGCCCCACGACCACUUUAUAAAGCGAAUUCCCUCACGAGUCGAUUACUGGCGUUGUUAUACUUUGGGGACUUGUGUUUUUUCUCGAAAAUGAAAGUAGAAACGCAUUGAAAGCACACAUGGAUAACGAUAACAUUUUUUUCAAACAUGUUUCACCGUUGAUCUGAGAGGCCAUGUAGACACUCGGCUGAAAUGGAUAGUAUUGUUAUAGAGGGUAUCGGCCACGUAGGAGACGUGCCCGGCCAGAUCACCGAAGAUGACCCCCCAGACCAUCCCCACCCAGAUGUUCUUGAAGAGGAUGACCACCAGCUGUGUGAAGUUCAUGAUGACAACACCAUUAACGAUAACAGUAUCAUCAAGAUUGAACCCAAUGUGGACAAUCCAGGUGUGGGCGAUUCCAUCGUGGUUGACCCCAGUGUGGGCAUUCAUAAUGAUAUGCAUGAAGGGGAGGUGAUCGGCCUACUGCUUCAAAGUCAUGGGAUUGAAGAGGACCUAGUUCACGAUAUUGAUCCCCAACAGUUGGGUGUGACUGUAUCUAUACCUGAUCAUAGCCUGAUCCCCACCGACACCACUGCUCAGACUGUGCAGGCUGUUACCCUGGCUGAUGGCACUACAGCCUUUAUACAACAUCCUAAAGGGAGAAAGUUUCUGGAGGGCCAGACUAUUACACUUGAGGAUGGCAGCACUGCUGUGGUACAAGGGUUGAGCCAAGUGUCCAACUUGCCCAGCCAGAUUGAAUCCGGGCCAGACAAUAUGACAGAUGAGGUGGACCUAAAGGAUAUACACCAGCUCCAGGUCCAGCAAAUGACCCUAGUGGAUGGUACACACAUCGUGGAUGGGACACACAUGGUGGAUGGUCAGACACUCCCUGACAGCCAUGCCCAUAUGACAGAUGGUCAACCUGUACAGCUAGAGGAUGGAACAACAGCCUAUUUACAUACGACCCCAAAAGAGGGAUUACAAGCCAUACAAUUAGAGGAUGGUACUACAGCCUACAUUUCUCACCCGACACCUGAGGCUCUGUUUGGUGAUGCUGCCAACCUCGACUCGGCUUCUCUCAGUUUGGAGCAACUUACAACUCAGGUAUCAGCAGAACAGCUGAAAAAUUGUUCAGAUAUGACAAAUGUGUCAGAAACCAAAUCAGUCAGUGUAGCCAACGGAGCAGCCGGGGUGGUGAGCAGCAUAACUGUGAUUGCCGCAGGCCUGACUGGGGAUGGCAAACCGAUCAACAUUGGGGAGAAAGCCUACAAAUGUAGCUUUGAGGGUUGUGGUCGCCUCUACACCACCCAUCAUCACCUUAAGGUCCAUGAGAGAUCUCAUACUGGUGACCGGCCAUUCAAAUGUGAGUUUCCUGCCUGUACCAAAGCCUUUGCCACAGGCUAUGGCCUAAAGAGUCACACGCGGGUACAUACGGGGGAAAAGCCUUAUAAAUGUCCAGAGGAAAGCUGUGAUAAAGCAUUCAAAACAUCAGGGGACCUGCAGAAACAUGUCAGAACACAUACAGGAGAACGUCCAUUUAAAUGUCCAUUUGAGGGAUGUAAUCGGUCAUUUACAACGUCCAAUAUACGAAAGGUACAUAUCCGUACCCACACAGGAGAGCGACCAUAUGUGUGUCAAGAGGAGGGCUGUGGGCGGGCUUUUGCUAGCGCCACAAAUUACAAAAACCAUAUCCGUAUACACACAGGAGAGAAGCCCUAUGUGUGUACAGUACAUGGCUGUGGAAAGAGAUUUACAGAGUACUCCAGUCUUUACAAACACCAUGUGGUACACACCCACUCCAAGCCUUAUGUGUGUAAUCACUGUGGGAAAACGUACCGACAGACAUCUACUCUUGCUAUGCACAAACGCACCGCACAUGGAGAGGACAUCACACCUGAAAGUGAGGCUCAGUUAAUGGCUCAACAUAGAAACCCAGGAGAUGAUGAGGAUGAACCACAAGAGAAACGGGCAAAGUUUCAGUAUGCCUUGUCCACACCAGAGGGCACAGUUUCUCAGGAGGAUGCAACUAUGGCCAUUACAACUUCAGAGGCCCAGCAGGCUCAGAACUCCCUGAUGGGCAGCACCACUGUGUUAGGGGCAGAGGAACAGGCUGUUGUAACCAUGCAGCAGACACAGACGACAGCAGCACAACUUCUGGGCCAGCUACAACAGCAGCAAAGCAUGGCAACCAUCACUGUGGGAGACCAGGGCCAGCAGGUGUAUGUGAUAACUGAUCCAGCUCAGCUGGAAGCUCUACAACAACUGGCCCAACAGCAAUUGGAUGGUCAGGAUGUACUGGAUGGAGGUGCGAUACUUGGCCAGGAGGUGGUGCAGUCAGCUGCGGAAGGCAUCAAUGCUGGCGAUGUCCAACACGUUACCAUGUCCUUCCAAUGACAACUAUGAUUGUUUUAUUGGUGACUUAGGGAUAUAUACUAUAUGCUAUUGACACAAUAAUGGUAUCAUGUCCUUAUGCUAGAGUGACAUAAGCUGCCGUGGAUAUAUACUAUAUGCUAUUGACACAGUAAUGGUAUCAUGUCCUUAUGCUAGAGUGACAUAAGCUGCCGUGUGAUCUGUGGUUAAGACUACCCUCAGCUGCAGUUACCGUUGAGAUGUUAGGAUCAGGUUAUAAUUGGCAUGGAGACACGAGAACUGUGUUAAGAGUAAGCAUGGUGUGGUGGAGAGCAUGUUAUAAUUACCAUGGUGAUGUGAGGAUUAUAUAACAGUUCCAAGGUGAUGUGAGGAUCAUGUUAUAGUUACCAAGGUGAUAUGAGGAUCAUGUGAUAGACAUGUUGGUGUGAGAAUUAUUUGUUACCUUGAUGAUGUGGAAAUGUUCAUGUGGGGGGGAAUUGUUUACAGCUAGAGAGCUUAUUACUUGGCACGGCGUUGGCUGUUUGUCCGUCUAUGUCAACUUCUUUUUUAAAAAGACCGCUUAAUAAAAACAUAAAACCCUGGGGUCAUAUUAUUUGGCACAAAGCUAGUUGGGGUGAAAGGCUAUCAAUUAAAAGAAAAAUCAACAUUCUUGUCUUAUACUCAUGGUCACAAGGAUCCAGUGUGUUUGAAAUAUUCAAACAGACUUAUAUAUCAUCUGGGUGGGGUUUUACCCAGAGUUGAUCUGAACCCCUAAAACAUCAGUUUAGGUCCAAACAACACAGAUUAGGCUGUCACACUUUCCAGGUCCAAACAACACAGAUUAGGCUGUCACAACUUCCAGGUCCAAACAACACAGAUGAGGCUGUCACAACUUCCAGGUCCAAACAACACAGAUUAGGCUGUCACAACUUCCGGGUCC